CAUUCUCCGCCAGAUCCCGAAAGACAUUAAAACAGCGAACUUUCCUUUUUCCAAUCAACGCAGUUUCCGUUUUAAUUUUUCAUUUGACCUCAUUAUACAGAUGCGUUUCGUCUUCCAUGCCUAAAAUUUACCGGGUGAGCGGAGCGUUUUAAGAAGGGUUUUCACAGUAGAAGCUCAGUGUUGAUUUUCAUGGCGAAUUCAGCUAGGGUUUGGCUCUGGUCCGCGCUGCUCGUGUUCUCGGUUGUAAUCUCGGCAAGUGCCGAUGAUUUCGUUGCGGAAGAGUCGGCUUCGGCGGUACUCACCCUCGACGCAUCCAAUUUCUCCGAGACGGUCGCUAAGCACCCUUUCAUUGUUGUUGAGUUUUACGCCCCAUGGUGUGGUCAUUGCAAGAAACUAGAACCUGAGUAUGAGAAGGCUGCAUCAUUAUUGAGUAAGCACGUUCCUCCCAUUGUUCUUGCUAAGGUUGAUGCCAAUGAGGAGUUAAACAAAGAGCUUGCCUCUACACAUGAGGUUAGUGGCUUUCCUACACUUAAGAUCCUGCGAAAUGAAGGGAAAAACAUUCAAGAUUACAAAGGCCCACGGGAUGCUGAUGGCAUUGUUGAAUAUUUGACCAAACAAGCUGGCCCUGCUUCUGUUGAGAUUAAAUCCUCAGAGGAGGCAGUUAAUCUCAUAGGGAAAAAAGUUUUUAUCGUUGGGGUAUUUUCUGAAUUUUCUGGAGAGGAAUUUGAGAACUUUACCCAAGUAGCCGAGAAGCUGCGCUCAGAUUAUGAUUUUGGGCAUACUAUUGAUGCUAAGCUGCUGCCUCAUGGGGAUACAGCAGUUAAGAGACCUGUAGUUCGCCUGUUUAAACCAUUUGACGAGCUUUUUGUUGAUUUCCAGGAUUUUCAUUUGAAUACCUUGGAAGGCUUUAUUGAAGCUGCCAGUAUCCCUAUUGUUACGAUAUUUGACAAGGAUCCUGUCAAUCACCCAUAUGUGAUGAAGUUUUUCAACAACCAAAACGCCAAAGUUUUACUUUUCAUCCAUUUUACUGAUGAACAUUUUGAUUCAUUCAAAUCGAAGUAUUUUGAAGUCGCUGAGAAUUACAAAGACAAGAAAUUAAGCUUUCUGCUUGGAGAUGUUAAGGCUGGUCAAGGCGCCUUCCAGUAUUUUGGCCUUGAAGAAAGUCAAACCCCGCUUAUUAUUCUGCAACAAAAUGACGGGAAAAAGUUCCUUAAACCUAACUUAGAAGCUGAUCAGAUUGCAACGUGGCUUAGGGAGUAUGUGGAUGGGAACCUCACACCUUUUAUAAAGUCGGAGCCGAUUCCGGAGGCCAAUAAUGAACCUGUGAAGGUGGUUGUGGCAAACAGUCUACAUGAUGUAGUUUUCAACUCCGGAAAGAAUGUUUUACUUGAAUUUUAUGCCCCUUGGUGCGGACAUUGUAAGAAACUGGCUCCCAUAUUGGAUGAAGUAGCUGUUUCAUUGCAAGAUCAUGCUGAUGUCAUCAUUGCCAAAAUGGAUGCUACGGCAAAUGAUGUACCGAGUGAAUUCGAAGUUCAAGGCUAUCCAACUUUGUAUUUCUCGUCUGCUGCUGGAAAGCUAUUGCAAUAUGAGGGAGGUAGAACAGUCCAAGAUUUCAUUGACUUCACAAACACAAACAAGGAGGCUGCUGCAGAUAGCACUAUUCAUUCUGAUUCCAUUAAAGAUGAACUCUGAUUCUGCGCAGAUUUCUAAAUUGAGCAUGGAAGCGGGUUGAUAAGCGUCACUUCGUGGAGGCUUCCUUACUCAUAUAAUGUUUUUAUUUUAGAAUUUUAAUGGCAUUCAAACAAAGCAUUGGCUUUCAUUUCGGCAAUUUCAUCCACUUUUCUAACAUUUUGAUGAGUAGUGACUGUUCAUGUUUAAAUCUCGGUACUAAUUUCUAUUGCGAUUACAUUUUGGACCCAUUUUCUAAGUUUUAUUUAUUAUAUCUUCA
Phalaenopsis equestris is the source of this 1948-nucleotide messenger RNA. Its product is annotated as protein disulfide-isomerase-like. The transcript has 11 exons. Gene Ontology annotation, molecular function: protein disulfide isomerase activity. Gene Ontology annotation, biological process: protein folding; response to endoplasmic reticulum stress. The record is from RefSeq and is a predicted model, not a curated record. The coding region runs from base 190 to 1692 and encodes 500 amino acids. Lineage: Eukaryota; Viridiplantae; Streptophyta; Magnoliopsida; Asparagales; Orchidaceae. Gene Ontology annotation, cellular component: endoplasmic reticulum.